GGGCGUUCGGUGGCCCUCUGCAUCGCCGCCUACCAGGAGGAUCCCGACUACUUGAAGAAGUGCCUGCGCUCCGUCAAGCGCAUCGCCUUCCCCGACCUCAAAGUGGUGAUGGUGGUGGACGGGAACGGCCCCGACGACACCUACAUGCUGGACAUCUUCCACGAUGUGAUGGGCUCCGAGCGCUCGGGCAGCUACGUCUGGAGGAGCAACUUCCACGAGUGGGGCGAGGGGGAGACGGAGGCCGGGCUGCAGGAAGGGCUGGCCCGUGUCCAGGCGCUGGUGCGCGGCACCACCUACUCC
Leptosomus discolor (cuckoo roller) is the source of this 300-nucleotide messenger RNA. Lineage: Eukaryota; Metazoa; Chordata; Aves; Leptosomiformes; Leptosomidae. The record is from RefSeq and is a predicted model, not a curated record.